Messenger RNA from Thalassophryne amazonica, 3475 nucleotides. It is a transcript of the gene stk36, whose product is annotated as serine/threonine kinase 36 (fused homolog, Drosophila). The record is from RefSeq and is a predicted model, not a curated record. Gene Ontology annotation, molecular function: ATP binding; protein kinase activity. Bases 117 to 3305 code for a protein of 1062 amino acids. Gene Ontology annotation, biological process: protein phosphorylation. Gene Ontology annotation, cellular component: cytoplasm. NCBI's taxonomy places the organism in Eukaryota, Metazoa, Chordata, Actinopteri, Batrachoidiformes, Batrachoididae. The transcript is spliced from 20 exons.
AAAAAAAAAAAAAAAAAAAAGUUCACGGUACCAAACAGUUUGUUCUUUAAUAUUUAUAAAUGUCCCUAAACAGGUAACUUUUCAACUACAAGUGUGCAGCCUUCAUCGAGUACAACAUGAACUCGUAUCUUGUGUUGGAGCUGGCGGGAGAGGGUUCGUUCGGUCGAGUCUACAAAGGAAUUAAACGGUUUAGUGACCAGGAGGUGGCUCUGAAGUUCCUUCCAAAGAUGGGUCUCUCUGAAAAGGAGCUCAGAAGUCUCAACACGGAAAUUGAAAUCUUGAAGGAUCUUCAACAUCCAAACAUUAUUCAGCUUCUUGACAGCUUUGAGACUGAAAAAGAGGUUGUGGUGGUAACCGAAUAUGCAGAGGGUCAGCUGUUCCAGAUUCUUCAAUAUCAGGGGAGUUUACCUGAAAGGCAGGUUCGUGACAUUGCCUGCCAGCUGAUCUCAGCUCUGUAUUAUUUACACUCUCAUCGUAUUGUUCAUCGUGACAUGAAACCACAAAAUAUUCUGUUGGAUAAAAGUGGGGUAAUGAAACUGUGUGACUUUGGUUUUGCCAGAGCUAUGAGUGUGUCGACUUUGGUGCUGACGUCUCUCAAAGGAACACCGUUGUACAUGUCUCCUGAGCUGGUGGAGGAGAAGCCGUAUGACCACACCACUGACUUGUGGUCUCUAGGCUGCAUUCUUUAUGAGAUCUACACAGGGGCACCACCAUUCUACACUAACUCCAUCUUUCACCUGGUGCAACUCAUCGUGAGAGACCCAAUCAAAUGGCCAGACACUAUGAGUGACACAUGCACGAGUUUUCUGAAAGGUCUGUUGACCAAAGAUCCUCAAAGGAGGUUGUCAUGGCCAGACCUCCUGUAUCAUCCAUUUGUCGCUGACAGGGUGCUAGUGUUGUCAGACGCAAGUGUCCUCAGCCCUCUGACGAUCAAACCCAGCCCAGACAUGCUAGCACUGAAAUAUCAGCAAGUGGCAGCAAAGACAACACCUACAUCUGGGGAAAGCAGAUUAUUGCAAAUGGCCCGAAAACAGAUGAACAGCAAAAAUCAAAGGAAACUGAAACCGACCGAUGGGUUGGAAAAUGAAAGGGCUGAUACUACAGCAGCUACUACAAGAGCCAAGUCCUCUUCCACUAAGACAGUCGUGUCCUCAGAUCAUAUGGUUGUGACAGCUGCCAAUCAAAGCCUGUAUACCGGCAAUCAAUCUGUGAGGUCUAAACAGAGGGGCCAUAUCAGCAUGGACUAUGAGCAGGAGUUCCCAUCUGUAAAUGUUGAACCAAGAAUAGUGCAGUUGGACAGUUGUACUACACUGCAUAAGCAGGAUGAUGACAGUGAGGAAUAUUGGGAGAAACUGGCCCAGGAAUCUGAUCCAGGAAGACAAAAGAAAGAACUCUUAAACUACAGUGCCAUUAUCUUUCAACUGAAAUCCAACUUCCUGAAAGCUGAAGCUCAGCUAAUAGGUGGUGUAAAAGAACCAUGGCGGCUUCGCAAUCCACUGAAAGUCUUACACAAUAUGAUUGUGACGCCCGACCUUGAGAAUACCUUCCAUGUCGGCUGUGAGAUCAGAUUACCCCAUCUACUCUUUGACUUGAUCCAUAACAUUGUAGAAAACCCAAUUAAUCUAAAGCAAUCAUGGAGUGUGCCAGCACUUGGAGAACUUAUCACCAUGAUCCUGACCUAUUGGGAAAAGGACUGUGAAUGGGUGGAAGCGGAGCAAAGGCUGGAGGAAUUGACUAAACCCUUUGUGGUCAUUCUUGGUCAACCAGAUCUCCGUCCGUUGGCACCUUUUGCUGCCUCCGUUUUAUCGAUGUUCACACACCACGUGGUUGUUGUAGAAGUUGAUAUGGUGAAUCUUAGCUCUUUGCUGAAAAACCUGCUGGAUUCACACGAGUCUCAGCCACAACUUUCACUUCCUCCUGGUUGGGGACUUUGUGAUGGCCUCCUAACUUUGGUUCUUCAUGUGCUCUCUAAGCACGAGGAUAGCUCUGAAUCUUUCAGUCUAGAAUUGUUGAUGGACUUAGGGAAAAAAAUUGGUUCAUUAAUACAGAGGACAACAGCAGACAAAGACUUCUGUUCAGAAAAUGGGCUGUGUGUCUUUCUCGAUGUCGUCUUGCUCAUCUUCACCAAGGAUCUACAGACGUGCCUUCCCUUUUUCUCUGAAAGUGAAUCUCUAUUUGUAUACAUGCUUGGGCAACUACUUUGCACUGAUUGUCUUCAUUUGUUUGCUGAAACAAGUCCGAGGCCAUUUAACGUGGAUUUGAGUCGCACCAGUUUGACAGUGUCGAGUUGCCAUUUGUUGUGUUUUCCGUUUGCUUUGGACCUUCCUUCACACACCAUGUUCGGGAUUCUCCAGCUGUAUGACAGCUGUGACAUUGUUGCUGGACUCCUGCAGGUGAUUCAAACACUUCCUGCUCUUCUACUCGACCUUCCGCUGUCACUUCUGAACCAUUUGCUCCUGUGUGAUCCUGAACGCACCAUCUCCUGCCUCAAAAAAAAUGCUUAUGACUUUUUCUCACCAGUCGACAGCAGUCAGCUGAGUCCUUCCAGACUUCACACUCCACUUACCAGAACAGCUCGCUCUCUUCUGCCUGAGCUGCUGCAGCAGGAUGAGCUGUGGGACUCUGCCGUGGAGCUGCUUAUGCUGUUGUCCCAAGUAGCCCGUUGUUCACUUCAGCUUCAGCUAGAAGCUUCAGUGUUGCAGCAGGCGCUGACUCACACCUACGAUCAGAUCAGGGCUGUCACAUGCACACUUCUGGGAAAUUUAAAUCCAUUCGGACAAACCACAGAGGGCAUCAUGCAGCCUGCCAUUUUAAAAAUGCUGAUCAACUCUCUGCAGGAUUCCUGUGUGUUUGUACGGCGAAAAGCUUGCAGGGCGGUUGGAAACUGGUUGGGAUACACUGCAGAGGAAGGAGUUAAAAUGUGUAGGUCCAGUGAAAAGGGCAGUGAGAGCAACACGGAUAACCAUGAGUGUGCACACAAUGAGGCAUUUGGAGUCUUGUCUUCAGUAGCAGAUCAGGGCGUGGAUGAAGAGGAGUGGAGCAGGUGGACAGAGGAGGUCAAGAGGUCAGCAGCCAUGCUGACAUCUCUGAUGACUGAUCCUGACGCUGUCAUCCGCCGUCACUGCUGCGCAGCUCUGGGAAACCUGGUCAGUGUUGAUGGUGCCGUGUCCGUGCUGUUGGAGGAGAACACAUUUGGACUACUUCUCAGAGCUGCGUGCAUGGAUUCCCAGAAUGCAGUGAGACAAGCUGCCAAAGCAACACUCUGCUUAUACAGCCAGCAGGACCCAAUUCAACAGGUUCUUUGAGACACAACCAGAGGGGGCAUCAGGUUCUCGGCCACCUUCUUGGCCCUUUUCAUCUGUAGCAUGAGCUUCAUCCAGUUCAGAAUUACGGAGCCAACUUUGCUUUUGUGAACCUUCAGUGCUGCAGAAUUUAUUUUAUUGUAGUUUUCACCAGAUGUGCCUCAACACAAGCA